GUGGAUGAACAAGAAGCAAGCAACUCAGCUUUGGGCGAGGCGAGCGAGCACCGACAAUGAAAAUUCUGUCAGGAGAACCUAGCAGCCAACGCCAUCCGUCAAUUAAAAAGCAGCACAGACGAUAAUACUGUACAGAGAGACACACAAAACUGGGUUAUUUUCUUUGGACCAGGCACUAUCUACACUACGGCCGGGACGCAAAGUUACGAUAACCGGCACGGAGCAAUCAAAGCUAAUCAAAGAGGGAGCAGACCUAUCAAGACGUGAGAGCACGAGAUCGCCGAGGUACACUGUAACUUUGACAGACAUGCAAAUAUACUUGCAUAAACUCGUCACUGGGUGCACUCUUUUCCCUGGGUUCCUGCAGAGGUGCAAGCCUUCGCUUCGCCAAACCUUCUCUCUUCUCGCCAACGAUUCAUUAUGUCAGCCUGAGUGGACACAUCCACAUGGAAACGAUAGCGGACGUUUAAUGGAGACAUCCACAACCGAGAAGUAUUUUUGCUCUCUCAUGCCUGCCCUAACGCAGAGUCAGAGGCACGAUUCCGUUUACUGAACCGUCGGUCAAGAACGAUAUAUCGUAUACUUGACGGUAAUAGAGUCGGUGACGGAUACAAAAAGUCGGAGUCAAUGUCGGUGUCGAGAUACCUUGCUGAACCGACAGGGAACGGCUAUCCACUCACUCCGUAAUCCGUCCCGUCCGCCUCGAAGAAUGGCGGUACAAGGUCACUGGCCCACUAGCACAUUAUCCACGGGAUAAGGGGAACCGGGGGGCUUGUCAAAAGACACAAAGGAAACAGGGGGGGCGGGGCCGGAGAAUGGAAGCCAAUAGCAGCAAUAGGGACAGAACUGUCUAAUCAAGGACCGCAUGGCAAUCAAUGAUAUGGUACCGGUACCGUGAGGAACGAAAAACGAGGCACGAGACACGCAUUAUCGUUGGCCACCAAGGAUGACACAGCAACAGGCCAGUCUAAAGAUGGGAAGGCCAAUUCUCAGCCGCUGCGCAUCGGCCAAGCAGCCAAAAACAGUCAGAUCUUGGAAACGUAAUCGCAAAAAUCAUGAAAUCAUCCAGACCAAGAGGUAUAAGGCGGGGAAGCUGAGGUGGCUCCAUCACUACCAGAAACUCACCAGCAGCCUCUGGUCCUAUGCUUCAGCUGGAUGGUUGACCAAAUACAGCAUAAUUACAGUUCCUACCACGCCUACCUCGGGACCUGUAGGUCCGCCUUUUUCUAACUUCUGUGUAUGUACUUUACGGAGAAUGCUCUGGCCAUUUCGUCCCAGCACUGUCUUCGACUUCAACCAACGCGAUUCAGGCGUAGCGUCAUAGCACCACGGCCUGUCAAAGAGAGGAUCCGUUCCCAGCACAGCGGCGUAAGGCCUGGGAUCACAGUCGUCGCGGGCACGCCUUGCAUCUCGCGCCCCACUUGAUGUGAAGUUCCCCGGUCAAGCGCGUCAAAUUCUAGCGGGAGACGGUCUACACGGGGAAGUUGAUGAGACUUCCUGUCGGAUUCGCGUCAAUUACCCCUGUAUCAGAACGCAUGGCCUUACCUGAUAUGCACUGUACGCGCUUGCGUGUAUGACAGGUACUCACACACAGUGUUGAAUAUCAUAUCGACACGGUUCGCUGCUUAAACCACAACUCUGGAACACUCUAAUCUCUACUACUCCGUACGAUUAGGGGUGUUUAAUUUUAUCAACCUUUUUAUACCAUCAGUUACCUAUUUAUCACUGGGCUACAUACAAGCGACCUCUCAUCGUCGUGCACGGCUACCAAGGUUCAUUUGAUCUAUCAAACAGUCCGUGGCAUCCAUGUUUUCCUCUGGAACAUUGCUUCAUCCACCUAUUGAUCCCACCCAUUGACAACACCUGCAACACCUCAGUCAAGUCGUGGCCAGCUAGGCAGGCUUCACCGUUUUCCCAAGUGUCCCAGUAUUGAUUUGUCUGCGAGGGAGACUUGGCUAGACCAGCAUCGGCUGUGCCGUGAUUAAGGUUGGGAUUGAUAAGGGGCUCGUUAAUCUGAACAAGUCGGUCGGUAUGCGCACAUGAAGGCCUAUGAUAACAAAUACCAAAUCAGAUGCAGGGAGGCAAACAAGAUCACAGAUUUGCGAACGUUCCACAAAAGAGGUCAAAAAUUCCUAUGUACAGCAUCAUCAUUUCAACACCUCUAAAGGUGAAUGACUGAUCUUGUCCGGGAGAUCGACAGGAGAAUCAUGCGCGAUCAUUGGUAAUUUGCAGCGUCACACUUGACACUCAGCUUCUACGAUCUGCCAUGAAUGGCAAGACCAGACAAAAUCCAUUUUUAUCUCCUUUCACCAGCACAGAACAUGAAUUGAUUCAUUCUCGUAUCCACUACGCCAGGGACAAGCCACAAUGCAAAACUUGUUACGAGAGGAAUGAACAUGACGGAUAGCUUUGGGGAAACGAGUCGCGAGCUGGAAGGGGUUCAUCUCGCUGUGGAAACUUGUGCAAUACGCUACUGUACUGAGCCCCUCUCAGCUCGCCGGCCUCCUCGGAUCUGCAACCUAUUUGUCCUGUAAUGCUGUUAUACCCCGCAACGGUCGGACGGCACUGGCGCCCGAACGGAUCCAGCAGUUGAUAAUCCACCAAAUGUUGGAAAGGAUGAAGGGGAAGUCCAUCGUCUUUUGAGGGGUUGUUAUCCGGUUUUGCAAUCACUACAAAAGAUUGGGUGGUUGCAACAAUACGUUGGCGAUCUGGCAUACUGUUUGUUACGCUCAGUCUCUAGCCACCCGUUCAAGUCUGUAUCAACUCAACUCAGACGGCACGGAUCGGGACGAUACACAUUUGCUUCCAACGGUAUUCGCGUCUUACUUGCCUGACUGCUGUAAAACGCCUGGAACUUUAAAAGAUGAUGCAUAAUUUCCUCUCUUGACCCUUGCGUUUCCAGAGCAAAAGUUACGAGAUCCACGCCAAUAGCGGGCGGGUCCGCGGCAGUCUCCCGGUGUAGGGAGCCAUGAAUUUGGUCAGGCUCCACGUGGUGUCAAGGCGACGUAUGGUGGAGUGCAUUUUUGCUUCUAUGGAGCUGUUGUUGUGUGCUUUUCUUCCUGGCCUGCCUGCUUCGUUUUCAACUCAACCUUGGUGGUAUUUCUCUGUUGGUGGCCUGCGAUGUCCUAACAUAAUGCAAAACCAGCCACAGCUACGCGAAUAGCUGUGAGGCUAUCAAGAGGAUACACAUGAUUUUCCAGCCAGCACCUCCCUCAGCAGACAGUGUUGCGGUGGGAUGGAGGAGAAAUGAUGGACGUGCACAUCGGCGCCGUAGUCAUGGGAGACGGGCUCGCAUGGCACCGUCACCCAUAGGCUAAUAUUUGAGCCAAACCUGACUGCGAGUAGGGGACGGAAAAUGACGAGUCAGAGAGGCUGCUAAGUUCGUCUUGAAAUAUUUCAAACUCGUCUGAGUAAUUUUGUCACUUAUUGGGAUCCAUAUCUUACGUUUCCUUAACGCCCCUAUCCGAAGAACAAGACGAAAGUAAGAUUGGAGGGUAAGGGGGCCCAACCAUGAAGACUUGUCUUAUCUGUCACUUAGCAGAGAGCGCGUUGUGCGACAGUCACAACUCUUUAAGGUCGUGUUAGUACGGAUUCGGUGAUGUUAUCCGGGACCUUCACGAACUGAUCUGACCUGAUCAUUGCUGACUCACCUAUGCGCGCGAGUAAAACAAACAGGAGCGCAUCGUUUCUCCGUGUCGAUCUGCAAGAUGUUGAUGUCCGCAGAGCAAACAGAGCCGUCACCUGCAGUCGCUGGCUGGACAAUGCCUCUUGUUUGCACACUCAUCACUUGCAUGCUGCAUGAUAUUCGAUACUGUCAAUUCAUUCGUUGGACAUUUCAAGUCAAAGGGAACGAGAGAACGAGCGACCAGCCACUCGCAAGGCCCCUCCUGAAUCGUGCGUACCCAGUAUCAGCCAGUGUCGAUUACCUAUGAGAGGUCUGUUAAGGACUCUACUAUUGUACAAGUUGUGUGUCAAAGAACGACCUGUUACACCUUCCGGUCGGAAUGACGAAACGUCAAGAGGUACUGAACUGAGGUUCUCGGCGAUCUAACACACAUGACGGAAAGUCUAAGAGACGAGCCAACAGCAACACAUGUACGGAUACAUUGGUUCUCUGGCAAUUUACCCACACAAUGGACACAGUUGAUCACCUUGCGUUAUUAGCACCUUGAGAUAGGCUUGUUUCUCUGAUGGUUGUUGUUUGCCAACACCGUCCCCUCGCACUAACUACUUAGGUCAAUACGUAUUAUUGAAGUGAGCUAGGUACUAUAAUGCUUCAUCUCGGCGACUUCUGGCCGCUGCAACCCAACCGUAACAACAGCCUGAGAUGUUGUAUGGAUGGGUGGAUGAUGGAUGUAUGUAUGUAGCUAGUAGACCUAGAAGCCGGCUAUGUUGUGUCGGCCCCGUUUCUACUUUUGAAUGUCACUGAAUUGGAAACCUAACGAGUUGCCAAAAAGGGCUGAUGGACGGGACACGAAGGGUUUCAUUGAGACGUGGUUUUUCCAGUGGAGAAAUCCCAUCCAUCGGUGGAGAGGCAUUGAAAUUCUCAGGCUGCUCUUGUCACUUUAGUAGCAUCUUGUAAGUUACGGUACAGUCCAUAGGUUCAAUCCAUCAUACCUUACUUAGUAGGUAGGUACCUUUUUUAGAAUGGUGCAACUCAA
This is a messenger RNA of Fusarium verticillioides 7600, 4661 nucleotides long. RefSeq lists its product as hypothetical. The coding region runs from base 947 to 1324 and encodes 125 amino acids. NCBI's taxonomy places the organism in Eukaryota, Fungi, Ascomycota, Sordariomycetes, Hypocreales, Nectriaceae. The transcript has 2 exons. The record is from RefSeq and is a predicted model, not a curated record.